CCCCGUCUAGUCUAGUCUAGUGUCUAGCAGCCGAGAACAGAGCACCAUCGAGGGGUCUAGCUGGCUGUCAACAGAGCUCCAACGGCAGUCAUGGCGGCUCCGUUAGCCCACUUCGAUGAGGACUGGCAGGAUUUUAACGAAUUCAAGCCGUCCUCGGCGUCGGCCGACCAGCUGGACCAGCUGAACUCAAACGUGAGCGAUCCUUCGUCGGGCCUAGACGAUUUCUCAGACCUGGACAACAGUUUCUCCGGCGAGAUCUGCAGCUUCAAAUCGAUGGAGGACCUCGUCCACGACUUUGACGAGAAGCUGACAGUGUGUUUCCGAAACUACAACAGCACGACAGAAAACAUAGCCCCCAUUAAACCUAUCACAGAAGAAAGUUACUUGAAACACGACGAAGUUUGGAACGCUCUGACAGAUAAUUAUGGCAACGUGAUGGCUGUGGACUGGAAGACAUCGCACACCCGCUCCCUACACCUGCCCACCCUCAACAUCACUGAGCAUGAGAAGUUGGAUAACCAAUCUCUGGAUCUGUCUGACGACGAGGAGCUCAGGGAGCAGAUGGACAUGCACUCAAUCAUCGUCUCCAGCAUCAACGAUGAGCCGCUCUUCACAGCCGAACAGGUGAUUGAGGAGAUAGAGGAGAUGAUGCAGGAGUCUCCAGACCCAGAGGACGAUGAGAGUCCCUCACAGUCUGACCUGUCCAUGCUCUCUCAGGACCUCCACCCCCUGAAACACUCCGGCUCCAACACCAGCUACGAGGACAGGCUGCGUCAGCUGUCUGUGUCUGAACUAACCGAGACUCUGGAGGAAGUGGAGACGGCCAUCCGCCGCUACAGCGAGGAGCUGAUCCAGGCUCUGGCCCUGCGAGACGAACUCGACUAUGAAAAGGAGGUGAAGAACAGCUUCAUCUCGCUGUUGAUCGACGUGCAGAACAGACAGAAGGAGCACCGCGAGCUGCUGCGGAAGAAGAAGAAAAUCCGAAGUAUGACUACAAGCGGGCCCAACGGCCAGAGGACCGCCAGCACGCACAUACCAGGCACGCGCCUCACUCUGGAGGGACUCUCCAAUGUCAUUCAAAAUGGCCUCCGUCAAACUUUUGGCAACACAGGAGGGGACAAACAGUACCUAACCACAGUAAUCCCUUAUGAGAAGAAAGCUGGCUCCCCGGUGGUAGAAGACCUCCAAAUCCUCACAAAGAUCCUCCACGCCAUGAGGGAUGACAGCGAGAAGGUUCCUGCCCUCCUAACAGACUACAUUCUCAAAGUCCUUUGUCCCACGUAAAGCCAGAGGAAUGCCUCCUGUUUCCAGAACCACUCCUUGGACCAUCAGAAGAGGGUUCUGGUAAUCUGGAAGAAGCUAGAUAAUCGAUUCAAAAUCUUCCUUUCUCCUCCUCCUUUUUUUUUUUUUUUUUUUGUCAAACCAUAGACUUUCUUUCCUUGUGGCAUUUUUCUUUUUAAACUCUGCCACUCUUGUUCUUAAAGUUUUAACUCUAGAUAUAACUCCUUGGUCUGUAUAGUUCUUUUCAUAUGUAUUGUUUUAAUUUUUAAAUGCCUGAGCGAUACAACCCCUUUAAAUCCUGACUGCAUGAUGACUUGUCCAUGGAUGCCAUUAAUCAAUAUUAGUCUGAACACCUCACUUCCUGAUUAGCCCGUGGCUUUUGAAUUGAGAAGGGGCAGGUGUAAUUUAAUUCCAUUGGCUUCAUACGCAGGCCUGUUUGAGGGAAACACAGUCCAGUAUUGUAUAUCAAAUGCAUUUGCGUCAGCGUAGCUCAUGCCUGACGGGGGAAAAACAAAUCCUGGGGAGAUCCAGGCCAGGUAUUGAGCGUUAAUCCCGUGUUUCCUGUGUGAAAUCCUUGGCUUUAAUGGCAUUUUGAUUGAUUGCAUUUAAUGUCUCGGGGGUUGCUAAAGAUUAAAGAGCAAACCCUUUCAUUUUAAAACCGUAGGUUUACCCUUCUUGGCAUGUUGGUUUUGGGUCAAUGCUCAAUUUUGGCUGUUAGUUGAAUGUUAAAAUGAAAUAUUUUGUAUACGAAUAAGAGGAAUUGCUCUUUGGAACCUUUUAUUUUUUGAAAAAGGGAAAAAUGACUUAAGAAGUUAAUAGCUGGAUGAACAAAUAUAUAAAGCAUAUUUUUGGAGAAGGAAUUGUUUUUAGUGAGAUUAGGGACUUGCCAGUAGCCUCCUUUUGUGACCACACUGCAACAUUGAUUUGUAAAUGCUGUCCAUCGACCUCUGAGCCCUCAAAUAGUGACCACCACCCACACCAACUUUAUCACUUCCCCAGGAAUCGUCAUUACAUGAGUCUGAAAUACCUCCUAUAACAUAUUUGCAUUAGUAGAAAAUGACCCAACUUGUCGUAUCAUUAGGAGAAAUAUUGUCAAUAAGAUUCUGAUAGGUUUGGUAAUUUUGCAGUUAAGCUUCUGUUAUUAGUUCUGGGGUUUUGUGUUUAUUAACCCUUUAAACUGUUGUGGUAGCACUUUAGUCUGUCAGUGAUGUGGUUAUGUAGUAGUGGAUAAUGUGGGUGAUACUUAAGACUACGUCCCACUAGGUUAGUGUUGGAUGAGUCUUAUCUUAACUGUAGAUAGUGGUGCCAGAACUCGUCCGCAUGUGGAAUCCAUCUAUUCACCUUAUUAAUCAUCGUGAGCAUGAGAAUUUUAACCACUUUAAAGGGGUACUCCGCUGUAUUUACACAUUACAUUCCGUUUACACGUCACACAGAUUACCGCCCAGCCUGUAAAGCGGUUGUGUGAUGUCGUCUGCAGCUCCGGAGAAGUUUUUUUUCAAACUUGAGAAGUUGACCCUGAUGAUGUCAUUGGCUUUAGCUUGAGACUACACAUUUAUAACUGAAAGCCUGUUGUUACAAACUCAGUGCAAGGUGUUUUGAAUAGAUGUGGGUCAAAUGAAAAAUACACACUGUCGAGUUGCAUUAUGGGAAUUUUAGGAUCCAGGGUUUUUGGAGCUUGACGCAAACUAGAGACUAAAACUUCAGCCUCUUCGACCUCGACCAGUGACCUUUUUUUUUGUCUCUUGCCUCCAUGGUAGUGCAAUACAAAAUCACUAGAGCACCACUUUAAAAGCUGGUUCCUCCAGUCUAGCACCGCAGGUCUGUUGGCACACUAAAGGUUCCAAUCACCAGCUACUACAGGUGCACCACACACUGUCAGAUCAGGUCUAGUCUAGCUCUCAGGUACGGUCAUCAGUGUUAGUAGUCUAAAAUCUUAUUCUGAAAGGUACUGACAUUCCUGAGUCUUUGUAUGUUUCUGGCAACAAUUGUAUUAGCUAGACUUCAACUUUGCUGCACUCUUAUCUUUUCAUAAAUGUCUCUACAUACCUGGACGAGCCAGUGGAGGCAAUCACGGUAGCCUCUUGAUUAAACCAGGGAAGCAUUACAGAUGUUGAUUAUGUUGUGAUGUGAUGUGUUGAAACACAAUUUUUUGUUUAAAGUCCUAGACUCUGAUUAGUUGUGUAGUUAGCAAUUAAACGGCACAGUAGCAUCCGCUUGGUGUAGCAGUCUUGACGAUAGCAUAGAUGCAGUUGUAACAGCUACCUUGAAAAAGGCAUGUCUCAAAAGAAAAGGCGAUAGGAAGGUGACGAAGGGGUGUGAUAAAGUUAAUGGAUGUUGGGUAAGAUUGCACAAAGGGUUGCUUAAAUUUUAGGGGCCCAUUUUAUUCUUUUUAGAGGAGACAAAAGCUUUUAGCUCUAUAAUGACUGUUUUAUAUGUAACUGUUGUUUCUACUGUUGCCAGCUUUGCAAACAUUCACAACCUGGCAUGUGCUACAUGCACUUUACUGCUGCAAACACAUUUUUAAUAAUGAUUAAUUUGUUGUUUACAGACAUAUUAAUAUCACACUAAAAGGGACAAGUGCAUGUCGCAAUGAAAUGCAGAAAAACUCAAAGCAAAUAAGCAUUACAUUUAUACUGUUAAGAAGAUCUCAAAAAGGGCAAAGUUACACAUCCAAAGUUGUGUGGCCGUGAAACACACGAGCCACUUAGAGGAAAAACAUCCCUGAUCAGUCCUAAUCUUACAAAAGCUUAUAUAAUCUUUUUAGUUUUAUAAGGAGAUGGCGGUCAGCGUGGAAGUCACUGGAGGAUCUGGCUCUCGUCUCAGGCCAGAACCCCUCGUCUGGUCUCUUAUUAGCGACAUAUCAGUGUAACGACAAUUUACAGAUUUAUAUUUAUAUAUGUACAUCAAAACAAGCAACAGAAAAAGCGGCUGCCUUUGUAAAUCCCUGAAAUAUUUUUUACAUUAAAACCAUCUUCUUUUUAAUUUUUAAUGCAAUAUAAUUCCUCAGUUUGGGGUUUUAUGUUUACUGUCUCAUGUGGUACUGCAGUAUAUUAAUUUAUUAUGUAAAUGUUCAGUUUUGUAACCAUGUUAUUGACUGUAAUGGUGCACGUGUUUGUGCCCACAUUGCUACUCAUUUCAAAUAAAUGACUACGUAAAGA
This is a messenger RNA of Etheostoma cragini (Arkansas darter), 4439 nucleotides long. RefSeq lists its product as uncharacterized. Lineage: Eukaryota; Metazoa; Chordata; Actinopteri; Perciformes; Percidae. Gene Ontology annotation, cellular component: axon; cytoplasm. The transcript has 10 exons. The coding region runs from base 91 to 1284 and encodes 397 amino acids. The record is from RefSeq and is a predicted model, not a curated record.